AUGUCUGCAAACAGUUUCACCGGUACCAACCCCGCGGGUUCCAACCACCCCACCACAAGCACGCACACCACUGCCACUACCACUAGUGGCACCAAGGGCGCCGAGGCUGGACAAGGCUUGAAGGGCAUGUUCGCUAAGGGUCACGUAAGUCUUCUACUCCCCGUCUCGAGAUCUGCUUUUGACAAGGCAUACAGNGGUAUUGGCGAGUCUAUCCGUGGCAACAUCAACUCGGCCAUUGAUGGCUUCACUGGCGACAACGCUUCCCUGGCAAAGAACGAGCAAGUCGCACGUGGAGGUGAACAGGAGUUCCAGACUGGCGAUUUUGUCAGAAAAGGAACCACCGACAAGGCCCUUUAG
Molecule: messenger RNA, 357 nt
Organism: Aureobasidium vineae
Lineage: Eukaryota; Fungi; Ascomycota; Dothideomycetes; Dothideales; Saccotheciaceae
Source: the annotation of a GenBank genome assembly